This is a messenger RNA of Actinia tenebrosa (Australian red waratah sea anemone), 3049 nucleotides long. RefSeq lists its product as uncharacterized. Lineage: Eukaryota; Metazoa; Cnidaria; Anthozoa; Actiniaria; Actiniidae. The record is from RefSeq and is a predicted model, not a curated record.
AAGAUUGAUGCAGCAUGUGUCUAACCCUAAAACUUGUUUCACACAAAGGUGCAUGUAUCAAAUCUGAAGUUGAAUCGCGCUCUACUCUUGCAACAUUGCGCGCAACAAAUUUCAUCGUGUGAACAGGGCUUAAACAUUGUGUGCAACAUUUUGAAAUUUUCAGCCAAUCAGCUUGCACCAAAUUUAUUACUGCUGACCAAAUAUCUUAACGUAGCAGGCUAACACAAGUGAUGUUGCGUGAUUUUGUUGAAAUUGGUGUCACCCCGAUUCAAAUUUGUCGCUUGCAAUGUUGCGUGCAAUGUUGCGUGCAAUGUGGCACCGUGUGUCGGCACCUUAAAGUCUAUAAUAGCCACUCCUGGGACCGAAUUAUUAGUUACGUGACAAGCCCUUGACACAUCACAUGAUGACAUUAGACACCCACAGCAUUAAUUUGAUGAGGAUUACAGUUUAUCCCAGAUUGAUUUAUAGGGCCUUAGCAUGUAUAAAUAUUGUAGUUAUGGGGGCAAGAUCAAACAGCUCCGCCAUAUUAUCUCACGCUACUCAUUCAGUCCCAAAAUUCCCUGCGCCACUAAGGCAUCACUAGUCUAUCUCCCAACUUAGAAACAGACCCCUUGCAUGUGACGUCCAGGGAGUUCAAUUUGGACGACAAAAGAAUUUCAUAUCCUGAGAAUAGGGAACCUAUUGUUUUGGCAUCCAAAUCGAGCUGCAUUCCGACGGGCCGCGAGGGGUCUAUAAGGAAUAUUGAAAGCUUUUAACCCAUCGUUAGAACAAAGGAAGCGUGCGAUAUAUCUGCACUUUAUUACUCAUACAGUUAUUAUAAAAAGGGUGAUAUUCCAUUUUUAUAUUUUUCAAUUAGUUAAAUUAAUAUUAAACACGACUCAAGCCAUGGAAUCUUCUAGAGAUAUUAAAGUAUUUUCUUCAAUAAACAUUUUUAGCAAGAAAUUCUAUUUUCAUAGUAACUUACUCAAUCAAUUUUAAAUGCAAAAUAAAUCUUCCUUAAAACCUUGAGAUGCUGUGGGUUUUGGUGUCUUACAAAACAAAACACGUGCAAAGAUUAAAAUACCAUUAAUUGAGGUUACUAUGACAACGAAUCGAGAAAAUGGAAUGGAAUGUGCACUCAAAUGGCUUUUGUAUAGAAUUCAAAGACCACAAAACGGUGAUGUCUUUAGUAAAUGGUUGUUAGAUUUUUGCAUUUGGUUUUUGGUUUUGACAAAAAACUCGUUAGAUAUUUAAUAUUUUCUCAGUGCGAGUGGCCAAGGCUGCAGAGAAAGUUAUCGAAUAUGACCGAAACAGAAGUAACAGUGCUUCGUUUAUCGCGUUCAUAUUCAGAGCAGUUCUACUGCAACUCGUCCACARCAUCAAACCUCAAUACACCCUGUAACUCCUUCUACGACUUCAAAACUAAGCUAAAAAAGUUAUUCGGGAUCAAGAUUAUAACCUACCAAGAAAACUUCGAGAGAGACAACACCAUGGCAACAAACUACAGCCUGCCAUGUGGGGAGGAAUGYCCGGAAUAUAUGUACGAAUAUAUCAAGAUAAAAAAUGGAUGGAUAUCGUUCUGUAGCCAAAAGAGUGGGGACUAUGGAGUUGACGCGACAAAAUUUUUCAAAAGGGUCUAUAAUCGUCAUCUUAGCAAGUCUGUUUUUGUGACCGCGUUUGAUUGUAACGACACGGCCAAGCUAUUCGUUGAUUUUAUUUUGUACAACCGCAUCAAAGCGAAGCUACAGAGGUAUGUUGGAUUCAAAGUGCCACAUAUUCCUCCUACGAGGCUUUCAAAGAGAAGGCUGCCUUGUCGAAAGCACAUUUUUGCAUCGGAAGGAGAUUUCAAUAAGUGUAUUGAAAAUCUACGGAGAAAGAAUGAUGAAAUACUAUUCCAGAAAAAUGUACGUGGAAUUCGACUCUUGGAUCAACUUCGAGAUCACAUCUCGGAAAAAAGCUGCAAAAUACUGGCGCUGGAUCUGGAAGUCUUCGAAGAGAAUCCUUCGGAUAUUCUUGAAAUUGGGUGCGUUGUCUUCCGAAUGGUUUCCUUGGAAACCAGGUCGCAAGUGCUGGGUUGCAAUCAUUAUAUCAUUCGAGAUAAUAAGCAUCUUAAAAAUGAAUGCCUCAUGCCGGAUAACCGGGAUGGCUUCCGGUUCGGAGUGACCCAGGAGAUUUCGUUGUUGGAGGCCAAGAGAAUCAUAGAGGAUUUGUCACAUAGAGUUGAAUACAUUACUGCGCAUGCGGCAGAAAACCUUACCGCGUACCUCAAGGAACGAGGCAUCGACAUCMGGGGAGUUAAAGUCAUCGAUACUAAGUUAUUACACACAGCGGUUUCUCCCUUUGUAGGUGAUCACGUGCAUAGGGAUCUGCAAUGGGUCAUGAACGAUCUGGAAAUUCCGCUGGACAUAAAUAACAAUAUCCGAGCCGACGAGAUCWUGAAUAAUGCGGGCAAUGAUGCUUUCUUUACUAUGGAGGUUUUUGCGACGCUGGUUAGGAUGAAACCAAUAGAAARCGGACUGGUUUGAAUCAAAACUAUUUGACCUUUUUACUCGAUCGUUUGGUUACAGUCAAACUAAGAAAACCUUGAAAACCUAAAUAUAUCUGGAAUGUKAAGCAUCGUGUUCUGACAAAUGGUAUGUGCGAAUGAAUUUGUUUCUAAUUAACAGUCGCAUGCCAUUGGUCAGGAUACGAUGUUUAACAUUCCAGACAUAUUUUAGGUGUUCACAGUUUUCUUAGUUUGAAUGUAAUACCGCUGUGAAAUUUGACUGCAGACUCGUUGAUACAGGUUWAGCCUYKUUUUAGGACUAUGAUUGACAAGAGCCAACAUUAUAGCGCAUGUGCAAAAUAGACAAAACCAAGAUUUUUGAAAUCCCUUGGUCGUUGUGGAAACUAUGAGUAGCUGAAUUAUAAAUAGACAAGUCCGAAGCAAUUCAAAACGGCUUUACAUUGACAAAUACAGAAAAAAAUACAUACUCAAGGGAAUGACAUGUGAUUUGAAAAGACAAAAUCAGUUAUGUUUAUAUACUAGAGAUCCUAGUGUCACUGAUAAAGAUAGCAUCAUACUGAAGGG